This is a messenger RNA of Ceutorhynchus assimilis (cabbage seed weevil), 518 nucleotides long. NCBI's taxonomy places the organism in Eukaryota, Metazoa, Arthropoda, Insecta, Coleoptera, Curculionidae. The record is from the annotation of a GenBank genome assembly.
CGACGUUUGAGAAAUGACUUUUGGUGGGAAUUCGGGAGGCCAUCCCAAUCGUGGAACAGGCUUUAUUUUCAUUUCGUGUUUUGUCUUGUGUGUGUGUUUAUUUGUUUAUAUUAAUUCAAAUUUUCUUGGAAGAUUUCACGAAAAGUUUGUAUGUUCUUCUAUUUCCUUUUUCAAUAAACUCCUAACUAAAACUUUUAGUAAAAUAUCACACACGUUUGUACUCCAAAAAUUAGUGCAAAAUGCCUUAUGUGCUUACAAAUGUUAUAAAUGGCAAGGUAUUUACCUUGGCAGAACAAAAGGAAUAUACUAUGGGAAGAAAGCUAACCGAUGAUUUUUUGUUGGAAAAUGAUUCUUCUAUAAGCCGAAAACAUAUUAUUUUACGAGUCAAAGCAGACCAUGUCACUAUUGAAGAUUUUAGUUCCAGGUACCAUACCUUUCGCAAUGGAGAAGAACUAGCUCCUAGAAUAGAAUUCCCUUUGAAUCACAAUGAUACAAUAAAACUUGGAAUGUUUGAAAAC